Messenger RNA from Pocillopora verrucosa, 951 nucleotides. Its product is annotated as neuromedin-U receptor 2-like. Gene Ontology annotation, biological process: G protein-coupled receptor signaling pathway. Gene Ontology annotation, molecular function: G protein-coupled receptor activity. The record is from RefSeq and is a predicted model, not a curated record. Lineage: Eukaryota; Metazoa; Cnidaria; Anthozoa; Scleractinia; Pocilloporidae. Gene Ontology annotation, cellular component: membrane.
AUGGCUGAAGACAGCUUGUUAAAUAAUUGUUUUAUCAUCGCCUUCACCAUCUCGAUGCUCAUUAAUCUAUUCGGCAACAUACUCGUCUGCUUUGUGGUGCUGAAGUUUCGAGACAUGCGCAUUCCAAUGAAUUACCUUCUUGUAAAUCUUGCAAUCAGUGAUAUGAUGGUUGGUUUCUUUAUGUCCCCGAGGUUCAUCUUCGGCCGGAUGUUGAAUCACCCCGGGGGAACUCUUGGCGACUACUUUUGCAAAAUCUUAACUGGGGAUUCCUUCACCUGGACAGGAGCGUUGGCUUCAGAUGUCACUCUGGUCUGUAUUGCAGUUGAGCGAUAUCUCUCAAUCCGCUUUCCUCAUAGCAAUAAGAAGAGGCUGACGACUAAGAAGCUUAAAUACGUCAUACCACUUUGCUGGACCUUUGCCCUCGGGGUCAACCUACCACCUUUUUUCUAUCUCAAAUACGACAAGAACUCUGGAAGCUGUGUGCCAUUUUGGCCGACGCCAAACUUCAUAAAAUACCACAGUGUCAUUAACACCCACAUAUUCUUUGUUUUUCCUGUACUGAUAAUGGGGGUGCUCUACACUCUUCUCAUUUAUCAACUCUGGUUUAAAAAGAAAACUUCGACCUCGUCUGUGGCUCAACGAGCAGUACUCAAGCACCGACGUCACUCCACCAAGAUGGUGAUUACAGUAAGUUUGAUCUACUGCAUUUGCUGGUUUCCAAACUGUUUUGUUUACAUCUACGUGGCUUACUCAACCAAGCAGUUGUUCGGUGUGAUUCACACAGCAUCGGUUCUGAUGGUUUCUCUAAACUCCGCCGUCAAUCCGGUGAUUUACAGCUUGCAGAGUCAUCGAUUCCGUCGCCACAUGGCAGCGUUGUGGAAAAGAUGCCAUUGCAACAAAGUUUAUAUUCUUGACAAUGGUGGAGAAUCAAACGCUGUUCAAACGUCUUAG